Molecule: messenger RNA, 1452 nt
Organism: Naumovozyma dairenensis CBS 421
Lineage: Eukaryota; Fungi; Ascomycota; Saccharomycetes; Saccharomycetales; Saccharomycetaceae
Gene: GLR1
Product: glutathione-disulfide reductase GLR1
Exons: 1
Coding region: 1-1452 (483 amino acids)
Biological process (GO): glutathione metabolic process; cellular response to oxidative stress; cell redox homeostasis
Cellular component (GO): mitochondrion; cytosol
Molecular function (GO): NADP binding; flavin adenine dinucleotide binding; glutathione-disulfide reductase (NADPH) activity
Source: RefSeq, a predicted model, not a curated record
AUGCUUUCCCAUUCAAUAAAUCAAUCAAGAAUAAUAACAAGAAUCAUGUCAACAACAAUUAAGAAACAUUACGACUAUCUAGUCAUCGGUGGGGGAUCAGGUGGUGUAGCCUCCAGUAGAAGAGCCGCAUCAUAUGGUGCUAAAUGUCUCGUCAUAGAAGGUAAGGCAUUGGGUGGUACUUGUGUCAAUGUAGGUUGUGUCCCUAAGAAAGUCAUGUGGUAUGCUUCUGAUUUGGCUACUAGAAUUUCUCAUGCUAAUGAAUAUGGGUUAUAUCAAGAUUUUAAAUUGAAUAAAGAGAAUUUGACAUUUAAUUGGCCAGAAUUCAAAACGAAAAGAGACGCUUAUGUUCAUAGAUUGAAUGGUAUUUACGAAAAUAAUUUGAAGAAGGAAGGCGUGGACGUUGUCUUUGGAUGGGCUCAAUUCAAUAAAGAUGGGAAUGUGGAGGUUAAGACGAGAAGUGGGGAAACCGAAGUAUAUUCUGCUGAUCGUUACCUGAUCGCCACAGGUGGAAAACCUGUUUAUCCUAAAGGCAUCCCAGGUUUUGAAUACGGGACAGAUUCUGAUGGGUUUUUUAGAUUGGAAAACCAACCUAAAAAGGUCGUUGUGGUCGGUGCAGGUUAUAUCGGUACCGAAUUAGCUGGUGUCUUUCAUGGCCUAGGUAGUGACACUCAUUUAAUUAUCAGAGGUGAAACUCUAUUAAGGAAAUUCGAUGACUCCAUUCAAGAAACUAUUACGGAUCAUUAUGUGAAAGAAGGUAUCAAUGUUCAUAAAUCGUCUCAAAUUGAAAAAAUUGAAAAAGAUGAAAUGACGAAGAAAUUAACCAUACAUUUAAAUACAUCAGAAGUUUUGGAAGAUGUUGAUGAAUUGAUUUGGACCAUUGGCCGUAGAUCUUUCUUAGGUUUAGGAUUAGAAAAUAUCGGUAUAGAACUAAACAGUAAGCAAGAAAUUAUAACCGAUGAAUAUCAAAAUACAAAUGUUCCUAACGUUUAUUCUCUUGGUGAUGUUCAAGGUCGUGUCGAAUUGACUCCUGUUGCCAUUGCUGCUGGAAGAAAGUUAGCAAACAGAUUGUUUGGACCAGAAAAAUUCCGUAAUGAUAAACUAGACUAUGAAAACGUUCCUAGUGUAGUCUUCUCUCAUCCUGAAGCUGGUUCCAUUGGUCUUUCUGAAAAGGAGGCUAUUUCCAAGUACGGGAAGGAAAACAUUAAACUAUACAACACUAAAUUUACUGCAAUGUAUUACGCUAUGUUAACAGAAAAAUCUCCUACCAGAUAUAAGAUUAUCUGUGUUGGUCCAGAAGAAAAAGUAGUCGGUCUACAUAUCGUUGGUGAUUCUUCUGCAGAAAUCUUACAAGGAUUCGGUGUCGCCAUUAAGAUGGGUGCAACUAAGUCAGAUUUCGAUAAUUGUGUUGCUAUUCAUCCUACAAGUGCUGAAGAACUAGUCACUAUGAGAUAG